AUGAUGGCUGCUCAGAAGAGCCAGACAAUCCUUUACAAUACUCUCAUUACCGUCGAAAAUGGUCGGGUAGAUUCAAAAACACAACCAUUGAAAGGCGAGACAGACGAAGCUUUCCAUGAGCUCAAGCAAAUCACCAAAAGCAUUAGGGUUAUGGUUUCUGGGGCCUUAAAUGAACUCUCUCAGGCCAGUUCCCGGAUAGUUGAAGGGCUUCAGGGUGGAAUAUUGGAGUGCAACAACCAGUUUGACUGUGCCUACAACACGCUCGAGAAAGAUAUCCAGUCUACAUUUCAAACGAUCGUCAAACAUGUUGAGGAGCAAAACAUCAAGACCAGCGAGCUACGGCUUCGGCUUCAAGAUGCCAGUUCUCGAAUGAUAGAAAUGAACCACAAGACAUCGCUUAAUGUGGCUCGACUUUUGGAAGAAGAGCGUACAAAUGCUGAAGCAGAGCGCCAUAAUUUUCUGGCUCAAAUCAGUGCUAUCUAUGACUCUUCAUUGCGGCAACGACGGGACCGACUUCAAGGAAAUUAUGGUAUCAUCUGCGGUGACAUUUCAAGCUCUGGGAAUAUGAUAGAAGGUCUUGCGACGCACAGCCGUAUCGACGACUGUAUCACAAGGCAGAAGCAGUUUGCCGAGGAGCUCGUUAAUUUAGGGAGCCAGCUCAAAAAGCAGACUGUUGACGAACAACGUCUUUCCGUCCGACAAGCUGCAGUAUCCGCGACGCAGGACCUACAGCAAACUGUCGAGAAUUAUGAAGGAGAUUUUGAUAAACAAGUGGAGCUCUGGGCUCACAAAUUGGAAAAAACCCAAUCGCAGAACAACAAGCUUAGUGACGCCUAUCUCGAUCAUUUGCAUACCUUGGAGACCACUAUCAACCAGUCGUACUUGGUGGUGAAGAACCAACUGGGAACAAUGCUUGAACGUUCUGAUGAAUUCAAGAAAGACUCGGCACUGCACUCGGACACAAUAGAGCAACCUAUUGCCUCCUUGCAGAAUGAGAUUUGCGAGCCGCUCUCACACCUGCGAACAAACAUGCAGGAUUGUUUGUUGCUAACUCCCUCUCUGAGACAACUACCUGACUGCACUACUACCUUAUCCCAUUAUGAUGAGAUCGCCUCAUUUGCCUCUCUGGUGCACAAAGGACUCAAGGAGCAGGAAUUCCAUGAUAGGCCAGAGGUGACGCAUAACGGUCAAGAAGACACUUCUCACUGGGUACCUAACGAUCUGGAUGAGCAGGCAGACUCAGAAGUUACGUUUGACGAUAGCAAACAGCCUCGAAUAAAACGACGUCGCCUGUGA
Penicillium cinerascens is the source of this 1296-nucleotide messenger RNA. RefSeq lists its product as uncharacterized. The transcript is spliced from 3 exons. The record is from RefSeq and is a predicted model, not a curated record. Lineage: Eukaryota; Fungi; Ascomycota; Eurotiomycetes; Eurotiales; Aspergillaceae. The coding region runs from base 1 to 1296 and encodes 431 amino acids.